Messenger RNA from Belonocnema kinseyi, 3995 nucleotides. Its product is annotated as helicase sen1-like. Gene Ontology annotation, biological process: termination of RNA polymerase II transcription. Gene Ontology annotation, molecular function: transcription termination site sequence-specific DNA binding; protein binding; helicase activity. The coding region runs from base 137 to 3862 and encodes 1241 amino acids. Gene Ontology annotation, cellular component: nuclear body. The record is from RefSeq and is a predicted model, not a curated record. The transcript has 18 exons. NCBI's taxonomy places the organism in Eukaryota, Metazoa, Arthropoda, Insecta, Hymenoptera, Cynipidae.
UAUUUUGAUCAGUGCGACGAGUGCGACUGCGACUAGUGUGAGAGUUCACGCUGGACGUGUAACGUAUUUUAUGCUCAUGUUUACGUUUUAUCGGAAAUGGUUUUUUUUUGAGUGAACAAAAAAACACACGUGCAGAAUGAGUCUCGAAAACACAGAUUUUUUUUUAAGGCGAAUUGUCAGUCCUCAAACUGAAAUCCCAAAAGGAAGUGACAUAUAUUUAAAAGAAACUAAGGGAUAUGUUUGUGGGAGACACAUAGCCAGUGACAUUGUUUGGGAGAAUGAUAGAGUAUCAAGAAAGCACUGCAUUUUUAAUCGAUAUCCAGAUUAUAUUUCUGUUAUAGAUUUGAAAAGUGGGAAUGGUGUUUACAUUAAUGGCAGCAGAAUAAAACCAUUUGAACACAUUACAUUAAAGGAUAGUGAUAUUAUCGGUAUUGGAACCCCUGAUCAAACUUCUAAUGACCUUAGCAAAUUCAUUUAUCGAUUACAUAAACAGGUUGUCAUUGAUCUCGAAAGAGAUUUUAAAAAGUCUCACAAUCAAAAUUUGAAAUCUGAAAUAAUGCAGCCACCUAGGAAACUAUUAAGGUUAUCUUCUUUAGGAACUAAAACAGUAGCUGUGGAAAGAUCUCCAGGAAGCUAUCAAAUAUUACCGUUACCAUCUUCAUCGAGCAAAAAUUCUGAUCGUACUAUCAAAUUCAAUUUAAAUUUCGGCGUUUUUCCUUCUUAUUGCAAAGCAAAAAAUGUAGACUUCAAUCAAACUUUCUAUUCUUCAAGAACUUCCUUCAGCGAAGAAAAUAUAUUGCCAGAAAUAUGCAAUGCUUCUGUGGUCCCCACAGUGUUCAGUGCUUCUCAAGAUGAUGAUAUUAUUAUCAUAAAAGAAGUUCAGAAGGACAGAACUCACCCUUUAACUUCAAAUCUAACCGAUUUUUCUACAGAGACAGAGACUCUUGCUUAUAGCAAACCUACAUCUCAAAUUGAUCAAAAAAAGUUUUCAGAAUCUUCAGAUACUUCUGAAAGUGAUAUUAAUGCAAAUGAGAUUGAGAUGGAACAUGACCAGGAGCAUUAUCAUUUUGUAAAUAGCGAUGAAGAAAAAGGUUGUGAAGCUACAAGACUUCAGGGAGAAUGUAUUUUUGGCGAGGGAAGUAUGCGAUUAGUUGAAUACGAAGAUAGUGAGGACUCUAAUGGUAAUGAUAAUUAUGUAGUUCAAGAUGUUAAUUUAAAUGCUGAAAGAGAAGGUUCUGAUUCAGAAAUGGAAAUAGAUACUGAAAAAGAGUUGCCGAUUGAAAAAUCUCUUGAAAACAUCUUUCAAGAAUCUUCUCCCUUAGUAGAGCAGGAUGAAGACUGGUUUAGUUUGGAGAAAAGUAUAGAUACAGAAAUAAAUUCGGAUGUUUAUGGUUUUCAAGAAGAUGAAAAUUCUAAUGAAAUAGAUAAUUUGAAUGAAAUAUCGAGGUUUAAAUGCACUAGAGAAAAAGAACUUCCAGUAACUACUUUACAAAAUAAUAUGACCAUGAACAGUAAAUUAAAUGGAAAAAUUCCUAUCGUGGUUUUGGAAAGACUAGUUAUAAAGCCAAGAGAAUCCAAAAAUCAAGUUUUAACACAUGAGAACCGGAAUUUCGUAAAUACACCAACUCCAGUAGGUGAUAAAGUGUUUAUGUCAGAAAAGAAAGCUGAUGAACUGCUGUCACAUAUUCUUGAUUGGUGUCCUAGUGAUUUUAAGGUUGAUAAUCCUGGAAAGUUAGAUCCAUUUUCUUUUGGAAAAAUUAAUUUAGAUCGAAUUUCGUAUGAAACUUAUGAAGAAUAUUCCAAAGCUCUUACGUCGCUUCUGUUAUUCGACGUGGCAAGUAAAGUAAAGAAUGCAACCGGAUCUGUUGAUCAGAGUUUUAGAUUCAAAAAAUGUGAAGUGAUAAAAAACUCUGCUAUCAAAUUUGGGAUAGCUGGAAAAAAUUCUUAUUUGUUAGAUUUCUAUUUGUCGAUAAGUGGCUUAAAUCAAAGCUCAUUAAAAGUGCCUACAGCUGGAGAUCUUCUUCAUCUUGAAAUACUCAAUAAAAAUAGCAGGUUCUUAGUUUUUGGUUAUACCAGAAACAUGACAUCUAUUAACAAUCUAAAUAAAGGAGAUCGACUUGUGUUGGCUGUGACUACAAGAUUAUUAAACUUCAACAUUUACUCAAGCAAAAUCAAGGACCUGCGGAUAAUAACGGGUUUGAAUGUUGCACUGAACCUAGUGGAAGCCUUGAGUGAAUUCAAAUCAACACCAUUGAUGCCCAUGCUAAUAAAACCAGAUGCUGAAACUUACCGUCUAGCUGGUUCUUCGAAUAUUCCAUUAAAUUUGGUUAAAUCAGAGUACAAACAAUCGAAUGCUGUUAUAUGCAUUGCCAAUGCUGUUGCAAGUCAAAAACCAAAAGUUUGCUUGAUUGAAGGUGCUCCCGGCACUGGAAAAACAACAAUCAUCAGUGACACUAUUGUUAAAUUAUUACAAAGUGGAAAAACGAAAACUUAUUUGCCACCAAAGAUAUUGGUUUGUGCAAAGUCAAAGGCAGAAGUUGAUGAAAUUGUACUAAGGCUGGGUACGACACAACAAAAUUUUGGUACAGAUGGAGCUAUUAAAAUGAUUCGUGUCGGUCACUCUGAGGAAGACAAUCAACAAUUAAAAAACUUUUCCUUACAAAGUUUAGCAGAACGCCAUGUCGACUUAGGCCUAAGAGACUUCUUUGUAUCAAAAGACAGAAAAGUUCUUGGAGAUCGCGAUUAUCAAGAAAAAAUCCGUUUGCUCGAUGCGGAGUACAAUGAAUUAAUGAAUCCGAGUAGCGCAAUAAAACGAAAUAUUCGUGAAACCUGUUUUGGUAUUGAAAGAAGUGGCCGAAACGUCACUGAAAUGACUGACCAAGAAAUCUCAAAACUGGUAGACUUUGCUGAAAACACAUUGCUAUCUGAAGCGAACCUUAUUGUCUCUACUCUUUCUAUGAGCCACUCGAAUAAAAUAGAAUCCGCUUUUGGGAGGAGAAAAGAAAUAUCAAUUUGCAUAAUCGAUGAAGCAACUCUAAUUCCCGAAAUUGAGAUAUUGAAGCCCUUAACUUUUGGAGUAAAGACUUUGGUUUUAUUAGGCGAUCCAUUCAAAAUUUUGGUUUCUGAAAACAAUUAUUGUGGAUCAGAAACUCAAAGAUUGGAUAAUUCGUUAUUUUCGCGGAUAAAAGCAAAUUUCAAUAGGAUGUCAAAUAACCCAAUAAUAUCCUUGGAUCUUCAAUACCGAAUUAAUGAGCGUGUGAUGUUUCGAUUGAAUAGACUUAUCUUCAAUGGCAGUUUGAAGAGUGAUUGUUCCAAGUACAAAUUUCCAAUACGGCCUUAUAUAGUUUUAAAUACUUUCCCACAUCACACUCUUGAUGACGAAACAACUUUUAUCACAAAUUUAAUAUUGUGCAUCGUGCAAUUCUCGGAUUUUACUCCAGUUGAAAAACCUGUAAGAAUUGGAGUCAUUAUACCUGCCGGCACUUCGAAGUCAAGUAUAAUUGUGGCCAUUGAUAAAAGUUUGUCCCAGGCUUCAGUCAGAAAAAGAGAUUGCGUUCUUAUAAACGCAGACUACGUCUCUGCAUUUAAAAAUAAGGAAAUGGAUAUUGCAAUUGUAUCUUGCAUGAAAAGAAUUUAUAAUGUGCUAGAACCUGUGACAGAUGAAUGGCUUUAUACAGCAAUAACAAGAGUCAAGCAUAGUUUGAUACUUUAUGGCUCUUUUAAGAAGUUAAAAAAUACCUGCCUCUUGAAACUGUUGAUUAAUGGCACAAGAAGUGGGCAAAAUUAUUUUUCUAUCAAAGACGAAAUUACUCAUCUAAACUUUCAAAAAUUGAUAUUAAAACGAUCAAAAGACCGAAUAUGAGAUUAUAUAUUUGUGUAGGAAGUUGGAAGAUAUCUGAUUGUACAAAUUUUAUGUUAAGUUUAGAAUUUUUUUUUACAAUAAUUGUAACUUGUACGUAAACAUAAUAAUAAUAAUUGUUUAACCAACAUUACGU